Molecule: messenger RNA, 654 nt
Organism: Vanderwaltozyma polyspora DSM 70294
Lineage: Eukaryota; Fungi; Ascomycota; Saccharomycetes; Saccharomycetales; Saccharomycetaceae
Exons: 1
Coding region: 1-654 (217 amino acids)
Source: RefSeq, a predicted model, not a curated record
AUGAUAAGUCCAACUACCACCUCCAAUACAAUUGAGAAUAAGACUUCUCCGCAGCCUGAUGAUACAAGUAAUGUCUCUUAUAGAAGUUUCUCUUCUUCUGGAGGUUCGUCUGGUCACUUCUCUUUCAGUGACGCUGAUAAUGCUGCCACGAAAGGUUCAGUUGAUCAAUCCUGUCUGUUCACACCUGAAACAGUAGAUGAACAAAACCUUAAACCUGUGGAUAACUAUGUAUGGAUCCCAUCAGAGAUUAAUAUUGAGGAAUUUUUGAGAUUCAACAACGCUGCUGCUGCUGCUGUAACAACUACGGCCACUGAUGCUGCCAAUAGGGUAAUGUCAAGAGACCUUAGCAUCUUAUCAAAUUCUUCACCAGGUUCAACGAACACUGCUAAGACUACAAAAUCAAAUAGAGGUAGAAAGAGAAAGAAUUCGAGUUCGAUCAAGAAGACUGCUAAUCCAAGAUGUAAAAUAGACUAUGCCAAAAUAACGGCUCAGAUUCAAUUGAACUACGAUGCCUUGCUGACUGAAAGAAAUAAAAGAAUUAAGUCGCUUGAGAAAGAACUAGACACACAGAGAAGAGAAGUUGAUACUCUGAAGAGAUUACUUCUUGAGGAUGUUGGGUCAAUCAGGUCAAUUCUAGCUGAACUGAGGAAUUGA